AUGGAUUUCCUGCUGCUCGGUCUCUGUCUAUACUGGCUGCUGCGGAGGCCCUCGGGGGUGGUCUUGUGUUUGCUGGGGGCCUGCUUUCAGAUGCUGCCCGCCGCCCCCAGCGGGUGCCCGCAGCUGUGCCGGUGCGAGGGACGGCUGCUGUACUGCGAGGCGCUCAACCUCACCGAGGCGCCCCACAACCUGUCCGGCCUGCUGGGCUUGUCCCUGCGCUACAACAGCCUCUCGGAGCUGCGCGCCGGCCAGUUCACGGGGUUAAUGCAGCUCACGUGGCUCUAUCUGGAUCACAAUCACAUCUGCUCGGUGCAGGGGGACGCCUUUCAGAAACUGCGCCGAGUUAAGGAACUCACACUGAGUUCCAACCAGAUCACCCAACUGGCCAACACCACCUUCCGGCCCAUGCCCAACCUGCGCAGCGUGGACCUCUCGUACAACAAGCUGCAGGCGCUCGCGCCCGAUCUCUUCCACGGGCUGCGGAAGCUCACCACGCUGCACAUGCGGGCCAACGCCAUCCAGUUCGUGCCCGUGCGCAUCUUCCAGGACUGCCGCAGCCUCAAGUUUCUCGACAUCGGAUACAAUCAGCUCAAGAGCCUGGCGCGCAACUCUUUCGCCGGCUUGUUCAAGCUCACCGAGCUGCACCUGGAGCACAACGACUUGGUCAAGGUGAACUUCGCCCACUUCCCCCGCCUCAUCUCCCUGCACUCGCUCUGCCUGAGGAGGAACAAGGUAGCCAUUGUGGUCAGCUCUCUGGACUGGGUAUGGAACCUGGAGAAAAUGGACCUGUCGGGCAACGAGAUCGAGUACAUGGAGCCCCAUGUGUUCGAGACCGUGCCACAGCUCCAGUCCCUGCAGCUGGACUCCAACCGUCUCACCUACAUCGAGCCCCGUAUCCUCAACUCCUGGAAGUCGCUGACGAGCGUUACCCUGGCCGGGAACCUCUGGGACUGUGGGCGCAACGUGUGCGCCCUGGCCUCGUGGCUCAGCAACUUCCAGGGGCGCUACGAUGGCAACUUGCAGUGCGCCAGCCCCGAGUACGCACAGGGCGAGGACGUCCUGGACGCCGUGUACGCUUUCCACCUGUGCGAGGAGGGGGCCGAGCCCACCAGCGGCCACCUGCUCUCCGCCGUCACCAACCACAGCGACCUGGGAUCCCCCGCCGGCCCGGCCACCACUCUCGCUGACGGCAGGGAGGGACAGCCCGACAGCACGCCUGAGCUGGCUACCGUGGCCCUCCCCGGCGGCGAACACGCCGAGAACGCUGUGCAGAUUCACAAGGUGGUCACCGGCACCAUGGCCCUCAUUUUCUCCUUCCUCAUCGUGGUCCUGGUGCUCUAUGUCUCUUGGAAGUGCUUCCCAGCCAGUCUCAGGCAGCUCAGACAGUGCUUUGUGACGCAGCGCAGGAAGCAAAAGCAGAAACAGACCAUGCAUCAGAUGGCUGCCAUGUCGGCCCAGGAAUACUACGUUGAUUACAAACCGAACCACAUUGAGGGAGCCCUGGUCAUCAUCAACGAGUAUGGCUCGUGUACCUGCCACCAGCAGCCCGCCAGGGAAUGCGAGGUGUGA
Mesoplodon densirostris (Blainville's beaked whale) is the source of this 1569-nucleotide messenger RNA. RefSeq names its product leucine rich repeat transmembrane neuronal 1 (gene LRRTM1). The coding region runs from base 1 to 1569 and encodes 522 amino acids. The transcript has a single exon. NCBI's taxonomy places the organism in Eukaryota, Metazoa, Chordata, Mammalia, Artiodactyla, Ziphiidae. The record is from RefSeq and is a predicted model, not a curated record. Gene Ontology annotation, molecular function: protein binding.